AUGCCUCUCCGUCUUCUGCGUCUGUUGCUCCGCUCUCCAACCAGUCUCGAAACCACAUUCGCGCAUAGAUUCUUUGACACAAAGGUCUCCCAACAGCCUCAGGAUGAUUUCCAAAGUCGACUCUUCAAACCCCCGUCUCGGUGGGGCUCUGACGUCUGUACCGUGAGGCUCUCACCGACUACGUCACCCGACAGAGGCUGUGAUGGUUCGACUUGGGUCAACAAGCCAGCGCUGGCAAACCAUGAUCCCCACUGCCGAGUUGUACAAGACCGAUACCUCACCGACACAACACGGCUACCAGUUUGCGGUGAGGAUUACCUACUGUCAUUUCAGCAUCUAAAGAGGUGGGCAGUCAAAAAAUACUUGACGCCUGUGGUAGCAGUCACGGGUUACGUCAGGUCUAAUCACAAGGUAUUGGGUAGUGUCAAACGUCGCAAUCAUGUGUUGACGUUUGACCAUCUCGUGCAACCGUCACAUCAUAGUGCCUACACUCCUUGGGAACCAAGCUUACCUGUAAACGAAGUUCGAAUGUGCAUCCAAGAUGGCAUUUGUUCUGAUAUUAGUAACUUCUGUGCCUGCCUCCAGUACUGUAACUCAUACUCUUGGCAUUUCUGCCAUCCGCGCACAUGA
This is a messenger RNA of Didymella exigua CBS 183.55, 630 nucleotides long. RefSeq lists its product as uncharacterized. Bases 1 to 630 code for a protein of 209 amino acids. The record is from RefSeq and is a predicted model, not a curated record. Lineage: Eukaryota; Fungi; Ascomycota; Dothideomycetes; Pleosporales; Didymellaceae. The transcript has 3 exons.